Molecule: messenger RNA, 600 nt
Organism: Acanthosepion pharaonis
Lineage: Eukaryota; Metazoa; Mollusca; Cephalopoda; Sepiida; Sepiidae
Source: the annotation of a GenBank genome assembly
AUGUUAUUCCUCAUAAGCACCUCAUACCGUUUUAGAAAAAGGUUUCUCUUUUUCCUUCUUUUUCUUCCUCACUUUUUUAUUUUUCUCUUUUUUAUCAUCCUUAUUCAUUUCGUUCUGUCUUUUUGUCUCUCUUCAAUUUCCUCUCCCUUUUUUCUUAUUCUUUUUUUUUUUCAUUCCAGUUUUUUUCAAUUUUCUAUUUUUCCACAUAUUUUUUCAUUCUUUUUUGAGUGGUUGGUUGGGGAUGUCUUUCUUCCCAUAAUUCCUUCUUCUACUCUUUCCAUUUUCUUUCAUUUCACUCCCUACCUCAUUCUUUUCUGUUAUUCCCUCUUUAUUUCUUGUUGUUCAAACUUUUCUCCCCUCUUCAUACCCCCCCUCUCUCUUCUCUCACUCACAAACAGUUAUAUUUAUGCCAGUGUCCAUUUUCAACCAUCACCUUUAUCUGUACCCGACUCCACCACAACCACCUUAGGUCCCUUAACCGUCUUUAUCUAUAAAACUCCCUCCUCCUCUAUUAUAGGCCACUUCUUACUCCCUCUCCUUUUAUUCUUUCCUUUUUCUUUUUCCCUUCUUUCCUACCUUUGCCUUUCAAAUUUCCUGUGA